AUGAAAUACGGCACUAUUUACUCGGCCCUGUUUGCAUUCCUGUACGCCAGUCUCUGCGUCGCGAACUUUUACAUGCUCCGCUGGGACGACGUGCUCGGACCGAGGCUGUUGACUCUCACCGUGGUGAGGACUGGUCUUUCGUAUGCCUGCGUAUUCAGUGACAUCGCGAUGACAUUCUGGUAUAAUUGGAAGAUACGAGCUGCACUUUCACAUUUACGCAUCUUUGAUAGAGCGACGAAAUACAAAGAGCCUAAACACCCCUACAGGAUACGUUACAUCUGUUGGGCAUUGGCCUUCGUUAUUUUGUCGUUUUGGUCAAUAGUCGGAUAUAUAACGUUCUGCGUCGAGCGAAAAGAUUCCGUGUUCAACGGUGUAACCUAUGCAAUUGUUAACGCGACGCUGUCGAUGCAACUGAUGACGUUCGCCAGCCUGUCAUCCCUUCUAUACGAAAGAUUCCGCCGUCUUUGUGAAUUAUUGCUGUUGCCUGAAGGUAGAUUAGUUGCCAAAAAUGAUGGCAAAAUCAUGGUAGUGGACCGAUCGGGCAAGCAGUUUCGUUUGCAGGAAGUGUGGUGGUUGCACUCGUGUCUCACCAACGCGACCGAGAUGAUAAACUCGGUGUACGCGAUGCAGCUUUUGCUGUGGAUCUCUAGUAUGUCUUUCAAUACACUUACACGCAUCUAUACGAUUAACGAUAACGGCGCGAUCUCGCAACCUCUGCUGAUGGUGAGAGAAAUUUUAUUGGUGUCCGCUUGCGUGACAAAUCUGCUGAUCAUUACCAUCGUCUGUCACGUGACUGCGGAUCAAGCUAACCGCGUUGGCAAGAUCGCCUUUACACCGUCGUCAGCCAUUCUUAUCAAAAGAAAUUUUACGCAGGAUUGCAAUGUGGAGGCUGUGACCUACUUCCAAUUACGACAAGUACAUUUCUUUGCCUCUUAUGGAAUCAUACGCAUCGAUCUUCCAUUACUUCUUUCGAUAGCCUCUGGUAUAACUACGUAUCUGGUGAUCCUUCAUACCGCUAAUGUUUAG
Molecule: messenger RNA, 1026 nt
Organism: Solenopsis invicta (red fire ant)
Lineage: Eukaryota; Metazoa; Arthropoda; Insecta; Hymenoptera; Formicidae
Exons: 6
Coding region: 1-1026 (341 amino acids)
Biological process (GO): sensory perception of taste
Cellular component (GO): membrane
Source: RefSeq, a predicted model, not a curated record